AUGGACCCGCCGGCGACCAGAACCGCGCCGCCAAAAGCCGGUCACGCCGCAGCGCACGCCGUCGGGCCCCAGCAGAAGGUCAAGGUCAAGAAGCAGGUCGAUAGUGCCGAGAUCGCCAAGUUGGUCGCUGAGGAAAACGAGACCCGCGGCAAGUUCCCCAAGUACCCCGGGCUCGAGCGAUGGGUCCUCCUCGAGAAGAUGGGCGACGGCGCCUUCAGCAAUGUCUACCGAGCCCGCGACACCACGGGUGAGCACGGCGAGGUCGGCAUCAAGGUCGUGCGCAAGUACGAAAUGAACAGCAUGCAGAGGGCGAAUAUCCUCAAGGAAGUCCAGAUCAUGCGCCAACUUGAUCACCCCAACAUUAUCAAGCUCAUCGACUUUUCCGAGUCCCGCCAGUAUUACUACAUCAUCCUCGAGCUAGCCCCGGGUGGCGAACUCUUCCAUCAGAUUGUCCGCCUCACCUACUUCAGCGAAGAGCUCUCAAGGCAUGUCAUCGUGCAGGUUGCCAAGGCGCUCGAGUAUCUCCACGAGGAACGAGGUGUUGUUCAUAGGUAUGUACUUUCGUGCUCAUCACACGCGAUUCUCCACAUUCUUCCCACCGCAUCGCGCCCUCUUUGCCACGUUGUUGCUCCGUGGCGAGGCCACGAGGAUAUCAAGCCUGAGAAUAUUCUGUUUGACCCAGUGCCGUUCAUGCCGUCCAAGACCCCCAAGCCCAAGCAGCCCGGUGACGAAGACAAGGUGGAUGAGGGCGAGUUCGUUCCCGGCUAUGGCGCUGGCGGCAUUGGCCGCAUCAAGAUUGCCGACUUUGGCCUCUCCAAGGUUGUGUGGGACACCCAGACCAUGACGCCUUGCGGCACCGUCGGCUACACCGCGCCAGAGAUCGUUAAGGAUGAGCGGUACUCCAAGUCUGUGGACAUGUGGGCCCUCGGCUGUGUCCUGUACACGCUGCUCUGCGGUUUCCCCCCUUUCUACGACGAGAGCAUCGAGGUGUUGACCGAGAAGGUGGCCAAGGGACAGUUCACGUUCCUGUCACCGUGGUGGGGAUGA
Verticillium alfalfae VaMs.102 is the source of this 1047-nucleotide messenger RNA. Its product is annotated as serine/threonine-protein kinase srk1. Gene Ontology annotation, biological process: protein phosphorylation. The transcript is spliced from 4 exons. NCBI's taxonomy places the organism in Eukaryota, Fungi, Ascomycota, Sordariomycetes, Glomerellales, Plectosphaerellaceae. The coding region runs from base 1 to 1047 and encodes 348 amino acids. The record is from RefSeq and is a predicted model, not a curated record. Gene Ontology annotation, molecular function: ATP binding; protein kinase activity.